Molecule: messenger RNA, 1423 nt
Organism: Conger conger (European conger)
Lineage: Eukaryota; Metazoa; Chordata; Actinopteri; Anguilliformes; Congridae
Gene: elovl8a
Product: ELOVL fatty acid elongase 8a
Exons: 8
Coding region: 526-1314 (262 amino acids)
Biological process (GO): very long-chain fatty acid biosynthetic process; sphingolipid biosynthetic process; fatty acid elongation, saturated fatty acid
Cellular component (GO): endoplasmic reticulum membrane
Molecular function (GO): fatty acid elongase activity
Source: RefSeq, a predicted model, not a curated record
GGCACGGUUUGUAGUCUACUUGUAGAAACAAGUUUUGUACUUUGGAAUACAAACGCCUUGUAUUGGAAAAUGCUUCUGUAUUUUGUUCUAUAGAAACGUUUUGUAUUUGCAAAACAAAUUGUAUUUGCUUAAUAAUCGUGCUUUUGCUUUUGCAUGUUUGAUGGUCGUGUUUUGAAUUUGCAAAACGCACUGUGUGACUUUUAUAAAAACGUGUUCUGUUUGUUUUCUCGGUUUGACACUAAUUUAAUUUCAUCGCGCAACGACUUCUUCAUUCCCAUGAGACGUUCAAGCGACACGCGGCAAAUACACUGGCAACUGUAUUUUUGCCUGUUUGCCUCCUUGUUGAUAGCUGCGGUGCUAAUCUAUCCCACAUAUAUCUUCUAAAAUCACUGUCACGCCGUCUGUCGUGUACUCGAUUGGUGACACUAUCAAUCAACUUGACCAAAGUACGUACAGUUUCUACUCUGCAGCGAAAUUUACAUAACUUCAAGUUUAACCUGUAUUACGUAUGUACAAACAGUAUUGAUGGAUCCAGCUUGGCUGCAGACCUACAGAUGGAUUGUGGAGAAUGGAGACAAGAGAACGGACCCAUGGCUGCUGGUCUACUCGCCCCUGCCGGUGACCUUCAUCUUCCUCUGCUACCUCUUCGUCUUAUGGGCCGGGCCCAGGUUCAUGAAGCACAGAGAGCCGGUGGACCUGAAGGCCGUGCUCAUCGUCUAUAACUUCACCAUGGUGUGCUGGUCGGCGUACAUGGUUCACGAGUUCUUGGUAUCCUCCUGGCUUUCGGGCUACAGCUUGCUGUGCCAGCCGGUGGAUUACAGUGACAGCCCACUGGCAAUGCGGAUGGCAAAAGUGUGCUGGUGGUUUUUCUUUUCUAAAGUCAUUGAGCUCUGUGACACAAUGUUCUUCAUCCUGAGGAAGAAGAACAACCAGCUGACCUUCCUGCACGUGUACCACCACGGCACCAUGAUCGUCAACUGGUGGUUGGGAGUGAAGUACCUGGCUGGGGGACAGUCGUUCCUCAUCGGCCUGGUCAACUCCACGGUGCAUGUUGUGAUGUACCUGUACUACGGCUUGGCGGCGUUCGGCCCUCACAUGCAGAGGUACCUGUGGUGGAAGCGCUACCUGACCCGCCUGCAGCUGACGCAGUUCGUCAUCCUCACCGUCCACGCGUUCUACAACCUCUUCGCCGAGUGCGACUACCCUGACCGCAUGAACGCGCUGAUCUGCGCCUACCUGGUCAGCCUCAUCGUGCUCUUCAGCAACUUCUACAUCCAAAGCUACCUCUCCACGAAGAAGAAGAGCCAGGCGUGACCUCUCGGGGAGCUCACUGUUUCACUCCGAAUGUACAGCGCGGGGUUCACCACUAAACCUGCAGUUUUACCCCCCGCACAGGGUUCAGCAAUAAACCUGCAGUUUUACA